CGGUUUCCUCCGUCUUCACAUCACAACAUGGAGCUUGUACCUGCGUCCCGCUUGACGUCGUCGCAGGCAGCACAGCUCCUCGAGCUCGUCACGAUCUCGAUGCAAAACGAGCCGCCCAUGGUGGCGAUCGACCCGGACAGCGCCGACCACCGCUACGUCAUCACAAAGUGGCUCACCGAGAAGCGCUUGUCCGGGAACGUCGCCGCCUCGUACGUCUACCUCGAUGACACCGGCCGCGUCAUCGCGCACGGCAUUCUGUCGCCGCCCGGCGUCGGCGCGCCGGCCCCCACAACGCUGUGGCAACGGCUCGUGAGCGGCUUCAUUUUCGCACCCUACUACAUUGGCUGGACGGCGUAUCGCCGGCUGCAGUUGCUCAUGGGCGACUUUCACGGCGCCGGCCCCGACGCCUACAUGCUGCAGGCGCUCGCGGUGGACCCGACGCUGCGGGGACAAGGGAUUGGGACGCGCUUUGUGCAAAGUCUACUGCACGACGCACUUCCUGCAGGCGCGACCGUCCAGCUCUUCACCCAAGUCGAGCGCAACGUCUCGUUCUAUGAAAAACUCGGUUUCCGCACCAUAGCGACGGCGACGACGACUGUCGAAGAGUACUCGUUCCCGAAUUUCGUCAUGACCGCGACGCUCUAACUUUA
This is a messenger RNA of Saprolegnia diclina VS20, 650 nucleotides long. RefSeq lists its product as hypothetical. Bases 28 to 645 code for a protein of 205 amino acids. Gene Ontology annotation, molecular function: acyltransferase activity, transferring groups other than amino-acyl groups. The record is from RefSeq and is a predicted model, not a curated record. The transcript has a single exon. NCBI's taxonomy places the organism in Eukaryota, Oomycota, Saprolegniomycetes, Saprolegniales, Saprolegniaceae.